CGGUCACCGCGGGGAGGCGCCGGGACGGGGUGGCCGCGAUGCUGGAGAACGGCUCCCUGAGGAACUGCUGUGACCCGGGCGGGCGCGGCCGCCUCGGCUUGGCGGAGCGGGAGGCGGCGGCGGCGGGCGCCCCACGGCCCGCCUGGGUGGUGCCGGUGCUGUCCAGCGUGCUGAUCUUCACCACGGUGGUGGACAUCCUGGGCAACCUCCUGGUCAUCCUCUCCGUCUUCAGGAACCGCAAGCUUAGGAACUCAGGUAACGCAUUUGUGGUGAGCCUAGCUUUGGCUGAUCUGGUGGUGGCCUUGUAUCCAUACCCACUGGUGCUCUUAGCUAUUUUCCACAAUGGAUGGACACUGGGUGAAACCCACUGUAAAGCAAGUGGCUUUGUGAUGGGACUAAGUGUAAUAGGCUCUAUUUUCAACAUCACUGCAAUUGCAAUAAACAGAUAUUGCUACAUAUGUCAUAGUUUUGCCUAUGACAAAGUAUACAGCUGUUGGAAUACAAUGUUGUAUGUCUCCUUAGUCUGGAUAUUAACAGUAAUUGCAACUGUACCAAAUUUUUUUGUUGGCUCUUUGAAGUAUGAUCCACGCAUCUAUUCAUGCACGUUUGUCCAGACUGCAAGCUCCUACUACACAAUAGCUGUUGUGGUCAUUCACUUCAUCGUUCCUAUCACCAUUGUCAGCUUCUGCUACCUUCGAAUUUGGGUUUUAGUGCUUCAAGUUCGAAGACGAGUCAAGUCAGAAACAAAGCCAAGGUUGAAGCCAAGUGACUUCAGAAACUUUCUUACCAUGUUUGUUGUUUUUGUGAUUUUUGCCUUUUGCUGGGCACCUCUAAACUUCAUUGGACUGGCUGUAGCCAUUGAUCCUACGGAAAUGGCACCAAAAGUUCCUGAAUGGCUAUUCAUUAUAAGCUACUUAAUGGCCUACUUCAACAGCUGCCUUAAUGCAAUAAUAUAUGGUCUUCUUAACCAGAAUUUUCGGAAUGAAUAUAAACGAAUUUUAAUGUCACUGUGGAUGCCAAGACUUUUCUUCCAGGACACAUCCAAAGGAGGAACUGAUGGCCAGAAGAGCAAGCCUUCUCCUGCUUUAAACAACAAUAACCAAAUGAAAACUGAAACCUUGUAAAUGUGUAAUAGUCAAUGCAAGAGAUUGUCAUGGAGAAAACCAAGAUCAUAGUUGUAAUGUUCUGGUCAUUCCUGAUGAAUUUUGCGGAGUUUCCACUUGGAUCACAGUUUAUGACUGGAAUACUGUCUUCAUAGUAAAGCAAAUUGCUCUGUAUUUAUGAUUUAUACAAGAUAUUAAUUGAAAAUGUGUUUCAGAAUUAAAGCAGCAGGUGGGUGCAAGCUGUUUUAGUUCUGAGAGCUGAAUCCUGCUUCCAGACAUAUGAAUGAAGUAUUUUUUUUACUUCAGCGGGAGUUUUGCAUUCUUUAUACAAGAUCAGGAUUCAUUUCUUAGAAGAUGUAGUGAGUCUAUGUGUACAGCAGCUCAUCAAGGCUCCAGAGUGGUAUUUUCCUCCCUUCUGUAUCUGAACAGACGGUGAGACAGACACUCUAUUGUCCACACAUAAGCCAAACACUGCGUUUCUGUGCAUGUACUGGUGGCAGUAAUGGUGUCUUUCAAUCCAGUUUGUAAACUGGAGAGAAGAAUAUUUGUGUAAAAGCAAAUAUUAACAUUAGAGACUUUCCUCACAGGUUUUUCAUACUUACAUACACUGAGAAUGGGAAUAAAGUGUGUCUAUACUGUUCAUCAUCUGUGGGUAAAUUUAUGGUAGAUAAUGUAAUUGGUUGAUUUCUCAUAGGUUUACCUUACAUAAUAUUCUUCCUUUAGAAAAGAUAGAAUUUUCAUUGAAGUUCAUUUAUUUACCAAAAUAUCUAUAUAAAAUGUCAUUUGAUGCACUUUAGCACACCUUACUCAUUUGUGACAGACUGGAAAUUAUAGUAUAUGACCUGUGAUCUAUGGAGUGGCAACUGAACACUAGACAGGGUAUCCUAGAUCAUCUCAAAUAAUGCUAGACCAAAAGAAGAAGCCCUUUUGACUAUUAUGGUAGCUGAUAUACUUGACUCACGUGUCUACAUCCAAUCUCGAACAAAACCCACUGCUCAUGUCUAACCUAAGACAAUCUUCAAGGCUCCCUGUAGUGGAGAUAUGUUUCCUUCCAUCUGUGAUGAUUAACACACACCCAAGGAUAAGAUGAAUUGCUUUGUGGAGGUGCUGGUCUCCUUUCACUGACUUUAAAAGCAGCUUUGAUUACUAGUUCAAACACCUAAUUUUGGAUAGCUAGAGAGGGAUUUAUCUUGCUUAAUUUGGGAUGAACCCAGUGUAGAUGUUUGCACACAAUCCAUUUUCUAAAUACUCUCAAUAGUCCUUACAGUUCUAGGAAAUUUUUCCUUUUCUUUUGAAACAGAUAUCUUUAUUGAUCAGGAGAGCUGAUCAGCUGAACUCAGUAAUUGUACCUUCACUGACUGUAAAAAAGAUUAGGUAGCUCACAUACACACAUUUCAGGCAAAGACAGGUCAUCUUAAUCCCAUAAAUAGUUUACCUACAUUUCAUAUUUGCAGUUGAUAAAAUAAAAAGAUUAUUUUCCACUUUACUUUCAAGCUCAAAUUCCAACUGGAUUUCUGCUUUUCCAGGUAACGCAUUUUAACAAUGACUGUGCAGAUCAGAUUACAAUUUGGGUUAUCCUGCAAAGCAUUAUAGUAAUUUAUACAAUGUUGUGGUACAAUCUCUAAAUCAGACUAGGAAUCCGUGUGCAAGCACACAGUCAAUGAGUUUAUUUUAUCAUUAGGCUUGAAAUGCACAUUACUCUUAGCAUUUCUUAGCAGUGCUGUUCAGGGUAGAGGAGCUAGGUCUCUGGUAAAUCCAUGUCAGGUAUUGAAAUGGGACAGUGAAGAAUCCAGGUUGGUACUGCAUUCCAGUUUGGAUUUCCUGACCUGGCUAUUAUGAAAAAUAUUUCUGUAGUAAUAUUAAUUUGUACAGCAAAUAUACUUCUGAAGCCAUAAAGAUGUAUUAAACAUCACCCUUAUGUUGCUAGAGUGAUAGAAAAAUAUCAAAGUACCACAGUAUUUUGAAUGUUGUAUUUGCUUGCCAAAAGCCUAUGUAAAAUACAGCAAUGUAACAAAUGUGAUUAUUAUUUUAGCUGCUUUCAUGUCCUUCACAUGAUUUCUGAUAAUCUCAGUAAUUCAGUACCCUCAGACUCAUACAGCAGUAAGUUGAUAAGAAGCUGAAAACUUUGUGCAUAGGGGUAAUAACGAGAUGGGACAAAUAUAACCUCGUGGCAGAAAAUAAAAAUAUUGUGGCUAAAAGUAGCGAUCAUUAAUAAGUAGGUUUUACCUGGAACGUAAUUUUGUAAGUCUGAAACAAUUUUGAUAUGUGUUGUCUCUCUUCAUGACUUCUACAGCAAGAUACAGAAUCAAUAUACAUUAUAUAUAUAUGUGUGUGUGUGUGUAUAUUGUAUAUAUAUUUAUAUAUAUAUACAGUAUACAUGAUACAAAAUCAAUAUACAUGUAUAUACACAGGUAAAAUUUCCCCUACAGUUAAUAAGGAGUUUCAAAAUCUCUGAAACUUGUAGGAAAGAAUAUAAAAUUUGAUUCCUGACAAUCCUGCUUUUUCUGACAUCUCUGAGUACUCAAAAUUUUGACUUGAAAGUCAAAAUUGGUUGUCUGACUUAUAGGUGAACUAUUAUUAGAAGUAAAUUGGUAGACCUCAGUUUAUCUCUCACUGGAAUGAGUCAGAAUAGAGUCCAAAAAUUAUUGGUUUGGCUCCAUAAAGUAUAUUUAAAUGUUGGAACCACUUCUUUGGCCAUAAAAAUGAGCUGCUAUCACUCUCAAUACUCAUGAGGAGAAGACUUGAAAUUUGUAUAAAGUCAUUUUACAAAUUAUAUCUGCUCUUUAAAAAUUAAAUAUCACUUUCAGAAUCCUUGUUCUGAUAUGUUCCCAACUAUCCUAAAUGAAGCUCACACAAGUGAUUGAACAGAAUCACUGAGUCAUGGAAUGGCCUGGGUUGGAAGGGACUAGAAAGAUCAUUUAAUUUCAGCUACUCUGACCUGGUCAGGGACACCUUACACUAGACCAGGUUGCUCAAAGCCCCAUCCAGCCUGGACUGGAAAAGUUCCAGGGAUGGAGCAUCCACAACUUCUCCAGGCAACCCAUGCUUGUCACAGAGAGAAGUGUUCCAAAAUUGGAUCCUGCCUCACAAGUGAUGGAAGAUUUUUGGAACAGUGCUAAAUUAUUAGGUGUGGAUUUUAUCACCACAGCAUUACCUGGAAGGGGCCCUGCACUGCAUGGUGGCCACAAAGCCAACUUUGCUAUUAUUGUGCUGGGUACCACUGUUUGCUGAGUCCUGAUGUAUGGACAAUAGCUCAUGCCUGUUAAAAUCAGUUUUACAUCAUGUAUUACUACAAAGUGUUGCAUUUGAGUUGACCUGGAAAUCAAUCAAAUCCAUAGAAUUUAAAUUUUUCUGCAAGUCAUUCAAAUGCAUAAAAAUUACAUUUAGACGAUUAAAUGCAGCUCUCGAUGGUAAAAAGUCUUUGUGUAGUAAUGCAUAUUUCUACCUACAUCAGAAGCCUUAAAUUAAUUUUGUCCCUUUUCUUACUUUAAUUCAAAAUCAAAGUUAAGUUUAAAGGAAAACUUUAUAAAUGCACUGUCAAGAGAGUUGAUAAGGUUAUAGCAUGAUUUGAAAGUAUAGUCAGGAAGAACAUAUCAGCUCUGAACAGAUUUAUACAUCUUUGAGGAAAUUAUUACUUUUGUUAUAUAAAAGUAUUUACACCAGCAUAUCUGAUAUAGGCACUUUAAGAAAAAAGAGGAAAAAAGUCAGGUAGACCCUGUGUCUUGCACAAGGUAACUAGUGAAGGAAAAACUAAGGCCUCAGGGAAAAAGUUUGUUUGCAGAAAAUGUGGAGUGUUUUCAAACUUUUAGUGUUACCUUGAUUAAAGAGUGUUGUAUUUUCUGUUAAUUAAAAGAAGUAAAUGUAUUUUAGAAUUGUUCUUACAGUACAGAUUUCAGAUUUAAAAAAAGCUUACUCUUGCAUUGAUGGGUGAAGACCAAUUGUAUAUUCUAUUUCAGUAAAGAGAGAAGUGGAGGUGUGGUAAAGUCUAAAUGAAACUGAAAAAAUGCAGUCUUAUCCUUUCUCUCUGGGCAAGUGAAUAUGUCACUCUCAAGGAAGAAUUAAAACUAAAGGCACAGUCCUAUUACUGUUGACUUUGAUGAGACUUCUCAGUAAAUUAUUGACCGAAUGGAAUAAUUCUGCCUGGGUCAUUCGCAGGGGCAGAAACACAUUUCUGUCCCUCCACUUCUUACUUUAAGAACAUACUUAGAUAAAAAUUAUUACUUUCGUUUCCCAGUUGUAUUUUAAUGAAUUGCACCAGUCUGGAAAUUUGCCAAUGAAUAAAUAUAUAUGGAAGAUUGUAUAUAUUUCUUAAUAUGUAUAUAAAACAG
Messenger RNA from Parus major (Great Tit), 5431 nucleotides. It is a transcript of the gene MTNR1B, whose product is annotated as melatonin receptor 1B. Gene Ontology annotation, biological process: G protein-coupled receptor signaling pathway. The record is from RefSeq and is a predicted model, not a curated record. The transcript has 2 exons. NCBI's taxonomy places the organism in Eukaryota, Metazoa, Chordata, Aves, Passeriformes, Paridae. Gene Ontology annotation, molecular function: melatonin receptor activity. Gene Ontology annotation, cellular component: membrane. Bases 39 to 1124 code for a protein of 361 amino acids.